Amphiprion ocellaris (clown anemonefish) is the source of this 5036-nucleotide messenger RNA. RefSeq names its product integrin, alpha 11b (gene itga11b). The record is from RefSeq and is a predicted model, not a curated record. Bases 94 to 3678 code for a protein of 1194 amino acids. Lineage: Eukaryota; Metazoa; Chordata; Actinopteri; Pomacentridae. Gene Ontology annotation, cellular component: integrin complex; external side of plasma membrane. Gene Ontology annotation, biological process: integrin-mediated signaling pathway; cell-cell adhesion; cell-matrix adhesion. Gene Ontology annotation, molecular function: integrin binding. The transcript is spliced from 31 exons.
CCUUCCCUUGCAAAUCUGAGCACCAGAGCUUGGAGUAAACCUCCCAGUCACACACUCACACUCAAACUGUAUAUUUCACUACUUUCACUUCAAAUGGAUUAUCAGCUCCUUCUACUGCUGUGGACCUGCAGCCUUCUGCCAGAUCUUCAGCUCUGUUUCAACUUUGACAUGAAGAACUUCAAAGUCUUCUCUGGUUCUAAGGAAGCACAGUUUGGAUACACAGUUCAGCAGCACGAGGCAGGAGGACGCCAGUGGUUGCUGGUUGGAGCUCCCUUUGAAUCCACAGGAAAGCAGCAGACCGGUGAUGUGUACAGAUGUCCGCUGGAUACCAGAAACUCUGCAAAUUGCAGUCGACUCAACUUGGGGAUACUUUCUCUGGACAAUAUAUCUGAGAGGAAAGACAAGAUGAGGCUGGGAAUGACACUGACAUCCAACCCUAAAGACAACAGCUUUGUGACCUGUGGUCCACUCUGGUCUCAUGAAUGUGGAAGCUCCCUGUACAGCACAGGAAUCUGCUCCAGAGUCAACCGAAAUUUCAGACUCUCGCACACUAUUGCACCUGCCCUACAGAGGUGUGAGACGUUAAUGGACAUUGUGAUUGUUCUGGAUGGUUCUAAUUCCAUUUAUCCUUGGUAUGAGGUUCAGGACUUCAUCAUAAACAUCUUGCAUAAGUUCUACAUUGGUCCAGGUCAAACGCAGGUUGGUGUUGUUCAGUAUGCCUCCACAGUGGUCCAUGAGUUCAGCUUGGAUGAAUACCAGACAGUGGUGGAUGUGGUGGAAGCUGCCAGGAACAUCAAUCAGCGUGGCGGAGAGGAGACAAGGACAGCACUGGGCAUCAAUGUGGCACGGUCAGAGGCAUUCAAGCGUGGAGGUCGACCAGGAGCUCAUAAGGUGAUGAUUGUGAUUACUGAUGGUGAAUCUCAUGACAGUCCAGAGCUGGUGCAGGCUGUCACUGACAGCAAGAGAGCCAACAUCACCAUGUAUGCCAUUGCUGUUUUGGGUUAUUAUAAUCGCCGGGGAAUAAACCCUGAAGCCUUUCUGAAGGAAAUCAAGUUCAUUGCCAGUGACCCUGAUGAGAAGCAUUUCUUUAAAGUGACAGAUGAGUCAGCACUGAAGGACAUUGUGGAUGCUCUAGGAGAAAGGAUUUUUUCUCUGGAAGGAACCAGUAAUCAGGGUCGAGGUUACAGUCUGCAGAUGGCUCAGGCUGGUUUCUCUUCACAUUUAGUCAAAGAUGGGGUUCUUCUUGGAGCAGUAGGUGCAUAUGACUGGAAUGGUGCAGUGCUAAAAGAAACUAAACAUGGGAAGGUUGUUCCACCAAAAUCCUCCUACCAGGACGAAUUUCCAGAUGUGCUGAAGAACCACGCAGCAUAUCUGGGUUACUCAGUGGGUUCACUAAUUUCAGCCCGUGGCUCUCAGCUAUAUGUGGCUGGAGCUCCAAGGUUCAACCACACUGGCAAGGUGAUUGUCUUCACCCUGAAGAACACUGGCAACUUGACCAUCCUGCAAGCACUGCUGGGAGAGCAGAUUGGGUCAUAUUUUGGCAGUGAGCUGCUAUCCAUGGAUGUAGACAGUGAUGGACAUACUGACUGCCUCCUAGUGGCAGCACCCAUGUACUACAGCCACGGCUGGGAGAGAGGGAAAGUUUAUAUCUACUCUGUUACACCACAGACAUCAUUUGUUCUGCAAGGGGUGCUGGAGUUGUCUGACUGCUGUCAAAACUCUCGUCUGGGUUCGGCACUGGCCCAGAUUCCUGACAUGAAUGGAGAUGGCUUCCGGGAGCUUGCGGUGGGAGCCCCACUGGAGGAUGAUCACCAGGGAGCAGUCUACAUCUUUUAUGGCCAGGACAAAACUACCCAACCACAGUACAGACAGCGGCUGUCUGCAGCCAGUUUUUCUGCAGGUCUGCAAUAUUUUGGUCAAAGUCUCCAUGGUGUUCUGGAUGUCAAUGCAGAUGGGCUUGUUGACCUCGCAGUGGGAGCAUUGGGAGCUGCUGUUAUCAUCUGGUCACGUAGCGUGGUACAGAUUCAGGCCAAACUGACCUUUGAACCUCAGAAGGUCAACAUCUUCAACAAGGACUGUCAGCAAGGAGGAAAGGAGGUCACAUGCAUGUCUCUUACCGUCUGUCUGAGUCUGGACUCCAAGACAAAGAUCAGGACAGAUAUUGCUGUUUGGUACAGUCUGGUGUUAGAUGAGAGGCGUUUUCCUCCCCGGGCAGUCCUAGAUGAAUUAGACCGUCAGCAGCCCAGAAUUCUUUUUCUGCAGACUGGAGGUCAAAAAUGCGAACACCUUGGCUUCUCAGUGCAGGAGACAAAAGAUUAUGGGCGUCCCAUUGUGGUUGUCCUGGAAACAGGGUUGCAGAGCCCAGACGAGGGUCCAGUACUGGACCCAGACUUUCCAACUACGCUGAGGGCCGAGCUUAACUUCUGGAAUGGAUGCGAGCAGGAAGAUACCUGUGUUCCUGACCUCAUCCUCCACAGUCACACUGACCUUAUGAAUGUUCAGCAGUUCUGCAGCAUGAGGGAACGGGCUACAUGCUCACUCUGCAUUCAUGAGAAGUCACUUGACAGCCCAGUGUUUAUAGUGGAGUCUGGACGAAGAAGGAUGGUGGUGUUUGCUCAGCUGGAGAACCAGGGAGAGAAUGCAUACAGAGCUGCCAUCCACAUCUCCUUUUCCCCCAACCUGCUCUUUUCCAGCCUAUUAAUCAAGAACCAAUCAGAUAUCCAGAUUGAGUGCUACGCCGAGGAGAGACUGGCCAGUCAGAGGAACUGUAACAUUACCGCUCCGUUCAUGAAGUCAUUGGCAAAGGUAACUUUCUGUUUGGAAUUUGAGUUCAGCCAUUCCGUGUUUCUGGAUCAUGUACAAGUUGCCAUGGUGACUACCAGUGAGGGAGAAGAGGGAUACCCAGAUGAUAACAUCAAUGAUAUCUUCCACCCCCUGAAAUAUCAAACUGACCUCCUCUUUACCAGAGACCCUAGCCUUCAUCACUUUGAAAUCAAAGGAGACUCACUGUCGUCAUCCUGGGACCAACCACACAGCAGCUCUCCCACCUUCAACCUGACUUAUUAUAUUCAGAACCUGGGCAUCUUCUCAGUUCAGGAUGUUCUGUUCAAGGCGGAUAUCUGGGCUGUGACUAGAAAUGGAAACCAGCUGGUGAACAUUGAAGACUAUAGCAUCGAGCAGCAGGUACCUGGGUCCCAUUGCAUACUGCCUCAUACCACAACCAAUCUUGUUACAUCUGAGGACCUGUCUCACCUGUCACAGCUGAACCGCAGUAAUAGUGUCAGCAUGACAAUCCAGUGCAGACUAAGCCUGUUGACCAACAGAGAAGUAAAGGUGACACUCAAAGGAAGACUUCAGCUUCCUGCUCUGCUUGCUGUAAACUUUAGGUCUCUGGAGUUGCUGACUGCUGCCUCUAUCUAUCUGGAAGUGUCCAGUCCCAUAUUUCUCAAAGAAGAAAGACCUGUGAGACAGAUAAUCCUGGAUCUGAGGAAGGAAGAGAAUCAGUCCAUCCCCAUCUGGAUUAUACUGGGAAGCUCACUGGGAGGCCUGCUGCUACUAGCCUUAUUGGUCCUGGCUCUUUGGAAGGUUGGCUUCUUCAACAGACGAAAACAACAGGAAGAAGAGGAGCAGUCUGUAGCCACAAAGGAGGGCAGUGCAAAAGCUAUAGUGUGUGGAUGAUCCCAAUGUUAUAUUUGAAAAUGCCUCGGAAUUUCUUCAAAUUUGGCACAAAUGUUCACUGGGACUCAAGGAGGAACUGAAUAGACAGUGGUCAAAGUCACAGUGACCUCAUGUUCAGCCCAUUGUUGUAAAUGCAAUAUCUCAAACACCUGGUGGAAAUUUCAUUUAUCCUGGCAUAGGCAUCCACCUCAACUCAUGGACUAUAGUUUGGUAAUUGAAAGUCAAAGGUCAAGGUCACUGUGACCUUACAAAACACAUUUUUGGCCAUAACUGAAAAAUGUAUAGGCUAGUUAUUACAAAAUUUAACACAAAUGUCUAAUAGGAUUACUGACAGAGUGAUGAUAUUAUGUAUCCAUGGUCAACUUCACUGUGACAUCAUAAUUUUCUGCGAAAACACUUUUCUGGCCAUUAUUUGUUACUCAGGAAUAGAAAUGGAGAUUGUGACUAUAUUUUCAUUAGGUCAGAUUUUGAAUUGAUGACAUGAAUCUUAGGUACCCACCUCUAAAUUGUGUUGACUGCUGGGUUGAAGUUGUGUGUGAUCAUCCAUGUUUUAAAAUUUGUAGCUUCUUUUCAGUAACAUCCAUAUUUUUCAUUGCCCCAACAUUGUGGUAUACCAGAAUCAGCUUUAUUGACCAUGCAUGUGAACUCAAACAAAAAACUUGACUGUGCUUUUUCACCGAACCUAAAUACUUACCUGCAUACCUACAGUUGUCACUAUAUACUGUACACUGUAUUAUAUGAGUCUGAUUCGACAAGGCUGUAAAGUUCAACCUGAGUGGUUUGCGGAGGGAUACACUUGCAAGGCAGUAAUUGUAGUUUGCAUAUUAAUGUCACCAACUCCAAAGACUAGGUCUGACCUUGUCAGUUUCUGUUGAGUUUUACGUUUAGAUAGCGAGAGAUGGUGACUGCAUAAAAAUGAGGAAAAUCUCAUCACAAUUCUUUAUUUAUCUAGGUUAAUCAGUGUGAUUAGCAAAUUAAAUUUCAAACUGUCUGUGGAAAUCAUUCCAUGUACAAAGUUGGCAUUGUGUCCAGAUGGUUGUGCUACAGUAAAGCUUUUGGAGUGUCCAAAAUGAAAAGUGCCAUCUACUUGCAAAGCAUGAGUGAAUUAAAUCUGACCACAGUCAGUCCAGUAUUAUUUACUGUAUGGAAGCGGAACUAGUGGAAAUCUAACACAAAGUGAAUUACACAACUAAUCAGCAAGACUACCAGCAAACAUCAUCAAUUAUCAAACACAGACAGGAGGCACAGUACUCAAUUUAAAUUACACCCAUCAUGAAUAAAAACAAUGCCACGGUUUAAUAGGGUGACAUUAGCAGGAAGCACAAUAAACAUGAAUAGCCAUGUGGCAGUAAAAUGCA